CUCCCAAGAAGACAAGACGAGGGCUCAUCGACGGUCUAGGAACGAUAGCCAAAACACUCUUCGGCACAAUGGACGCAGACGACGAAAGAAUUAUAAAAGAGCAAUUAAAUCUCAUGCAAAGGAAUCAGCAAACGCUGCAGCACGCGAUGAAAAAUCAGAUUAAAAUAUUAAACGCAACAAUUGCGCAUGUGGAUAAUGUUGAAAAAGUUCUGCAGGAAAAUGAAGAACAAUUCUUAAAUAUAACAGAGAAGAUGCGACAAGCCUGGAUACAAACAGAAGUCGGAUAUGGACAACGAGAGGAUCUCGACGAACACUUCAUAAUAUUAAAUGCCAUAAUAAAAGAUCUAACGAACGAUCUUAUGGAUAUUAUCGCGCAUCUGACUAACGCGAAAAGAGGGGUAAUCGACAUAAGAUUAUUACCCAUAGAAAGCAUCCUAGAUAACCUCAAGGAAAUAGCGUCACAAAUACCGCAGGGAACGCACUUCCCAUUUCAAAUAUCCGCAGAGAAUUGGAGAACAACUGAAAAGUUCUUAACAAUUAGCGCAUACUACGAUAAUACAAAUAUAUUUACGAUUAUAAAGAUUCCGCUAAUCACAUACCCCGAGUGUGAAAUAAUAAAGGCAAUCCCAUUACCUAUGCACAAAUUUAAUAACACAUUUAUAUUUAUAGAAGUAAAUCAACCGAUAAUAGCGAUAGACGUAGAUAGCCGAACGUAUUUUACGCCUACCGAAAACGAUCUAAAUAAAUGCGUGCGAAAUAACGAUUAA
Formica exsecta is the source of this 767-nucleotide messenger RNA. RefSeq lists its product as uncharacterized. The record is from RefSeq and is a predicted model, not a curated record. NCBI's taxonomy places the organism in Eukaryota, Metazoa, Arthropoda, Insecta, Hymenoptera, Formicidae. The annotation marks the transcript as partial. The transcript has a single exon.